CUCCGGAUAAAACUCUAAUCAGUGCUGCCGUAUCGGGAUGCGGAGAAGAUGAGUGCGAUUUGGACGGUGGUGAUCGCAUCGCGAUAUCGAUUGUUUUCAAGCCAAAACUAGCGGUCCAUUCAGGUAGAGCCAAACUUUGCGGAAUGAAUACAAAGCCAAUUAUGUAUGAAAAAAGAGUCGCAGCGAUACCAGAUAUAUGUGAAUAUAUCAAACCCAAUUGCCCAAUGGAACCUGGUCGCGUUUAUACGGAUGAACAUAUCCUACGUACGGCGAACGUUUCG
Dicrocoelium dendriticum is the source of this 281-nucleotide messenger RNA. The record is from the annotation of a GenBank genome assembly. NCBI's taxonomy places the organism in Eukaryota, Metazoa, Platyhelminthes, Trematoda, Plagiorchiida, Dicrocoeliidae.